AUGGGCAAAGACACAUGGUCCCAGCUGGGGUCCUACCUGUCGAUGAUGACCGGGUCGGAGGGCGUCUCGUUGCGGUUUCCGCAGCUCUUCUUCUCACAACAGCGACUUAACAAACAAAAGGAGGAAAGUCAACAGGAGCAGACACCACAUGCUCCUGGGGGCCCCACAAAGGCCCCGGCUGAUGGGGGGCUGCGCUCCUGUCCCGCUCAGACAAAGGUGCCCCCCCAGGACCAUCUGCCACCCCCACAACACCCCCCCACCCUCAGCCGAGCCCCCACCACCCCCCAGACCCGAGUCCAGGCGAGCCCACCUCACAGCUGGCCCCCAGGAGCCGUGCAGCCGGUCACAGCUGUCCUGCAGUUGGGCUCGGACAUCCUGCCUCAGUACAAGCAGGAGACCCCCAAGACCCCGCCCCACAUCAUCCUCCACUACUGCCUCUUCAAGACCACGUGGGACUGGCUCAUCCUGAUCCUCACCUUCUACACGGCCAUCAUGGUCCCGUACAAUGUGUCCUUCAAGACCAAGCAGAACAAUGUGGCCUGGCUGGUCCUUGAUAGUAUCGUGGACGUGAUCUUCCUGGUGGACAUCGUUCUGAACUUCCACACCACGUUUGUGGGACCCGCCGGGGAAGUCAUCUCGGACCCCAAACUGAUCCGCAUGAACUACGUGAAGACCUGGUUCGUGAUAGACCUGCUGUCCUGCCUGCCCUAUGACGUCAUCAACGCCUUCGAGAACGUGGACGAGGGCAUCAGCUCCCUCUUCAGUUCGCUGAAGGUAGUGCGGCUGCUGCGUCUGGGUCGAGUGGCGCGGAAACUGGACCAUUACAUCGAGUACGGCGCCGCGGUGCUGGUUCUGCUGGUCUGUGUGUUCGGACUAGCAGCACACUGGCUCGCCUGCAUCUGGUACAGCAUCGGGGACUAUGAGGUGAUAGACGAGCAGCAUAACCGCGCCCGCACAGACAGCUGGCUCUUCCUGCUGGGGGAGAGCGUGGGCGCCCCCUACAGGUUCAACGUGUCGGGGUCAGGGCGCUGGGAGGGGGGCCCCGGGAAGGACUCGGUCUACAUCACCUCCCUCUACUUCACCAUGACCAGCCUCACCAGCAUCGGCUUCGGCAACAUCGCCCCCAACACCGACGGAGAGAAGGUCUUCGCCGUCGCCAUGAUGAUGAUCGGAUCUCUUCUUUACGCCACCAUCUUUGGGAACGUGACCACGAUCUUCCAGCAGAUGUACGCUAACACCAACCGCUACCACGAGAUGCUCAACAGUGUGAGGGACUUCCUGACGCUGUACCAGGUUCCCAAGGGCCUCAGCGAGCGCGUCAUGGACUACAUCGUCUCCACAUGGUCCAUGACCAGAGGCAUAGACACAGACAAGGUGGUCCUGCUCAGUGGUCACCUGGACAGCUGGGACGUGGGGCAGGGAGCGAUGGACGAUGGGGGAGGAGCCAUGAUCUCCUGGGAGGCGCUGUCCCUGAUCCAAGACCUGGGUCUGCGUCCCAGGAGGACUCUGCGUACGGUGCUGUGGACGGGGGAGGAGCAGGGCGGAGUGGGAGCCCAGCAGUAUUAUAAUCUACACAAGGUGAAUCUGUCGGACUUCGACCUCGUCAUGGAGUCUGACCUCGGCACGUUCAAACCUGUGGGUCUGCAGUUCACUGGCUCCGAAGCGGCACAGAAGGUGAUGGAGCAGGUGGUGCAGCUGCUGGCUCCCAUCAACACCACCAAACUGGAACCUCACGGAGAAGGCACCGACAUCUCUCCCUGGAUGGAAGCUGGAGUCCCAGGAGCCAGUCUCCACGUGGCCGACUCUAAAUACUUCUGGUUCCACCACACUGAGGGCGACACUCUCACGGUGCAGGACCCGCACCACAUGGACCUGUGCUCGGCAUUGUGGGCCGUGGUGGCCUUCGUGGUGGGGGACCUGGAGGAGAUGCUGCCCCGGUACAGGACCCUCAGAGCACAGGUACAGGACCCACAGGUACAGGACCCUCAGAGCACAGGUACAGGACCCACAGGUACAGGACCCUCAGAGCACAGGUACAGGACCCUCAGGUACAGGACCCACAGGUACAGGACCCUCAGAGCACAGGUACAGGACCCUCAGAGCACAGGUACAGACCCACAGGUACAGGACCCUCAGAGCACAGGUACAGGACCCACAGAUACAGGACCCUCAGAGCACAGGUACAGGACCCACAGGUACAGGACCCUCAGAGCACAGGUACAGGACCCACAGGUACAGGACCCUCAGAGCACAGGUACAGACCCACAGGUACAGGACCCUCAGAGCACAAGUACAGGACCCACAGGUACAGGACCCUCAGAGCACAGGUACAGGACCCACAGGUACAGGACCCACAGGUACAGGACCCACAGAGCACAGGUACAGGACCCUCAGGUACAGGACCCACAGGUACAGGACCCUCAGAGCACAGGUACAGACCCACAGGUACAGGACCCUCAGAGCACAGGUACAGGACCCACAGGUACAGGACCCACAGGUACAGGACCCUCAGAGCACAGGUACAGGACCCACAGGUACAGGACCCUCAGAGCACAGGUACAGACCCACAGGUACAGGACCCUCAGAGCGCCCUCCGUUGUAUGCAGCUAA
Molecule: messenger RNA, 2610 nt
Organism: Knipowitschia caucasica
Lineage: Eukaryota; Metazoa; Chordata; Actinopteri; Gobiiformes; Gobiidae
Source: the annotation of a GenBank genome assembly